GGACGUGCGUAAAUGGUGAUCGGGCGGUUGUAAGACCUUGGGCAGUUGGUGUUUGCGACAAUUAUUUGAUCUCCCAGGGGUUCUUCAAAACCCAGAAUGUCUGCCAGGAACCUAAGUGAUUCAAGUGAUGACCCUGAUGAUCCAGGCGACUUUGGCGGUAGAAUAUCAUCUGGUGCACGGAGAAGGAAGCAGUACACACAAGACUCUUUGGACAAGAUGGGUUCCUCUUCUCCACAUAUUGAACUUCCACGAUUCAAAAAGAAAAGAAAUCUAUCAAAUGACGAGAGCUCAGACAAAAUGGACGAUCCUGACAGUCUAUGGCCUGCCAGCUUUCCUGGCAAACAAGCCAUGAAGCGUGAUCGCUCCCCGGAAUCAGAGGGCAAAAGCACUUCAUCCUCAUCUCACCAUAGCCUUCCACCCACCAAAAAGAAGAAAGCUGCUGCUUAUAGCUCUGUAGCUGAGAAAAUGAUGGCGGGAAUGGGCUUCAAGAAGGGCACAGGUCUGGGCAAGGAGGGCCAGGGUAUCGUGGACCCUGUGGAGCUGUCGACGCAGCGCGGCCGGCGCGGUCUCGGGCUCCGCCUGCCCGGCCUGGAGCCGGCCUUCGACCUCGACUGGGACCCCAGCCAGGAGAUCGUGGAGGUAGAGGAGUCUUUCUCGUGGAUCCCCAGCUAUGAUAAGAAGAUUCCGUCUCUCGAAAAGAUGAUGUCGUGGGUGGAAACUGGGCCGAAGAAGAAAGAAAUCGAAGGAGAGACACACUUCUGCGACUCCAAGAUCCUCGCUGACGUUCUGAAUUGCAAAAGCGUGUUUGACCAGCUGCAGCCGGUGGAGAUGCGCCGGGCCCGCAGUCGCAGCAACCCGUUCGAGUCCAUCAAGGGCGUGUUCUUCCUGAACCGGGCCGCGAUGAAGAUGGCCAACAUGGACGCCCGGUUCGAUUUCAUGUUCACCGACCCGAAAGCGCAGGACGGCCGCCCGCAGCUGGGCGAGUUCGACCUGCUGUUCUUCGCGGACGUGUGCGCCGGCCCGGGCGGCUUCUCCGAGUACGUGCUGUGGAAGAAGAAGUGGCAGGCCAAGGGGUUCGGUUUCACGCUGCGCGGCGAGAACGACUUCAAGCUGCAUGACUUCCACGCCGGCCCCGUGGAGACGUUCGAGCCGCACUAUGGCGACGGCGGCCUGCAGGGAGACGGUGACGUGUUCCGCCGGAAGAACCAGCAGGCUUUCCGCAACUUCGUGAUGAAGCAGACAGACGACAAGGGCGUGCACUUCAUGAUGGCGGACGGCGGGUUUUCGGUCGAUGGCCAAGAAAACAUUCAGGAGAUUCUUUCAAAGCAGCUCUACCUGUGCCAGUUUCUCACCGCCCUGAACAUAGUUCGCACUGACGGCCACUUCGUCUGCAAGCUGUUCGAUCUCUUCACGCCGUUCAGUGUCGGCCUCGUGUACCUGAUGUACAUGGCCUUCAAGGAGGUGUGCAUCAUCAAGCCCAACACCAGCCGGCCGGCUAACUCGGAGAGGUACAUCGUGUGCAGGUGGCGGCGGCCGGACGCCGACGCAGUCCGCGACUACAUGGACGAGGUCAACCAGCGGCUGGAAGAGUUCGGCUCGUUCUCCGAGCAGGACGUCAUGCACGUGGUGCCGCUGGAGGUGCUCAAGGCGGACCGCGUGUUCAACGACUACAUCAACCGCUCCAACAACGACCUGGGCCAGCGGCAGAUCGUCAGCCUCACCAAGAUCCGCACCUUCUACCGGGACGUGCAGCUGCGCGAGGACCGGCAGCAGGAGCUGCGCGCGCAGUGCCUGGCCGCUUGGGCCGUGCCCGACAUGGCACGCACGUCGCGGCCGGCGGCCGGCCGGCCGGAGGCGGCGCUCCGCCGGCUGACGGCCGACGCCGAGCUGGAGGCACUGGCGGCGCCGGCGGCGCGGCUCCAGCCGGAUACGCUGCCGACGCUGGUGCGCUCGCAGUACGACUGGCUGGCCGUGGUGAUGGGCGUCGAGCCGGAGAGCCGGCGCGAACGCUGCCUCGUGCUCGGACUGGGUCGGAAGAACGUGUGGCGACGGGGCCUGGGUGAGGCGCAGUGGUCGAAGCUGGACGGGCUGGAGCUGCCGGCCGACACGCUGGUGCUGGCCGAGCUGGUGCCGGAGCUGCGCGGCCGGCUGGCGCAGCCGCUGGCGCAGCGGCGCGGCGCCGCGCUCCACCUGCUCGACGCCGUGAUGCUGGGCGGCCGCGACGUGCGCCGCCAGCCGCUGCGCCGCCGCCUCGCCGCCUGCGCCGCCUUCGCCGCCGCCGUCAACAAGCCCAGCCGCACCGAGAUGACGCCCGUCCGCUGCAAGCGCGCCUACCGCAUGGACGAGGUGGAGGCGCUGCUGGACAGUCUGCAGCGGCAUCCCGUCAAGGGCUCGCACCACCACGACCGGCUGGUGCACGUGGUGGAGGAGGACGACAACGAGGUCUCGUUCUUCGUGCCUACCGGGCUCAUGCUGCUCAGGUCCACGCGAGAGCCGUGGAUGAUGUCCUUCAGCCGCACGCAGAAGCGCCUGUACUGGUUCGACCGGCAGCACAACACCAGCUCGUACGAGUGCCCGGAGGCGGCCGUGGCCGAGUUCCGGCACGCGGCGCGCACGCGGCUCUUCUGCUGA
This is a messenger RNA of Pollicipes pollicipes, 2631 nucleotides long. It is a transcript of the gene Cmtr1, whose product is annotated as Cap methyltransferase 1. The transcript is spliced from 16 exons. The record is from RefSeq and is a predicted model, not a curated record. NCBI's taxonomy places the organism in Eukaryota, Metazoa, Arthropoda, Thecostraca, Pollicipedomorpha, Pollicipedidae. Gene Ontology annotation, biological process: methylation; 7-methylguanosine mRNA capping. Gene Ontology annotation, molecular function: methyltransferase cap1 activity; protein binding; nucleic acid binding. Gene Ontology annotation, cellular component: cytoplasm; nucleus. Bases 466 to 2631 code for a protein of 721 amino acids.